Messenger RNA from Lodderomyces elongisporus, 1284 nucleotides. RefSeq lists its product as uncharacterized. Gene Ontology annotation, molecular function: hydrolase activity, acting on carbon-nitrogen (but not peptide) bonds, in linear amides. The transcript has a single exon. NCBI's taxonomy places the organism in Eukaryota, Fungi, Ascomycota, Pichiomycetes, Serinales, Debaryomycetaceae. Bases 1 to 1284 code for a protein of 427 amino acids. The record is from RefSeq and is a predicted model, not a curated record.
AUGCCUGCAGAACCAAUUAGAUACGUGACUACAGUUGAUCUUGAUAAACCCGGAGAUGUACAACCACAGGUGCACAAUAGAUGGCACCCCGAUGUACCAUUUACUGAAACUAUUAAACCAGGAGAGACGGUGAAGCUUGAAUGUUUGGACUGGACGGGGAACCAGAUCAAGAACAAUGACUUUGCGGAUGAUAUUUUGAAUGUUGAUCUUUCACGUAUUCAUUACUUGUCUGGUCCUUACAAUAUUGAGGGUGCAGAGCCUGGUGAUGCCAUUUUGGUUGAAAUCAAGGAUGUGCAGCCAUUGGAAAGGCAACCCUGGGGGUAUUGUGGCGUUUUCCACAAGUCCAAUGGUGGUGGGUUUUUGGACAAGUUUUACCCUGAGGCUGCAAAAGCGAUUUUUGAUUUUGAAGGUAUUCAUGCUACUUCAAGACAUUUGCCGCAUACCAAGUUCACUGGGUUGAUUCAUCCGGGUAUUAUUGGCACUGCGCCGAGUGAGCAAGUGUUGAAAGAAUGGAAUAGUAGAGAAACUGGGUUGAUUACCGAGAUUCAACAUUUGCAUGAUACGCCGGUUGCACAGGCACCGUUGGUAAAAAAUGCACAUGGUGGAAAGGCAACAGGUGAGGUGUUGAAAAGGAUUGCAAAGGAAGGCGCGAGGACCAUACCGGGAAGACCGGAGAAUGGUGGCAAUUGUGAUAUUAAGAAUCUAAGCCGUGGUUCGAAAUGUUACCUUCCUGUAUAUGUCGCUGGUGCCAAAUUAUCCAUUGGGGAUUUGCAUUUCUCGCAAGGGGAUGGUGAGAUAUCAUUCUGCGGUGCUAUAGAGAUGGCAGGGGUCAUUACGAUAAAUGUAAAGUUGAUUAAACAAGGUGUAGAGAAGUUAUCAUUAAAGAGUCCAAUGUUUAUUCCGGGUGAUGUGCAGAAUCAUUAUGGUUCUUCAAGGUAUUUGACAUUUGAAGGAUUUUCCGUCGAUGAGGAUGGCAAGCAAGGAUUUCUCUGUGCCACUACGGCAUAUAGACAAUCUUGCAUCAGAGCAAUUGAGUAUUUGAGAGGGUUUGGAUAUAAUGAUUAUCAGAUUUAUUUGCUCUUGUCGAGUGCACCCAUUGAAGGUCAUAUUGCAGGGAUUGUUGAUGUUCCAAACGCGUGUACGACAUUGGGGUUGCCGAUGGAUAUAUUUGAUUUCGACAUCUCGCCAGAAUCCAAAUUAGAGAAAUCCGGUGACUUGGACUUGGAUAUGGGCAACUGUGCUUUUGUCAAGGGAGCUAACCACAGGGUAACAUAUGAGUUCUAA